Messenger RNA from Emiliania huxleyi CCMP1516, 1854 nucleotides. RefSeq lists its product as hypothetical. The record is from RefSeq and is a predicted model, not a curated record. Lineage: Eukaryota; Haptophyta; Isochrysidales; Noelaerhabdaceae. The transcript has 5 exons. The coding region runs from base 1 to 1854 and encodes 617 amino acids.
AUGGUUCUUGACCUGAUGGACUAUGGCAUCAACUACAACACCAACACAAAGGAUGCCUGCGCGUGGGACGCGUGGGAGGAGUUCUGCGGCGUGAUGAACACCGCGCCGCUGCGGCAAGCGUCGUUCGUGCGAGAGUACCCCGCGCGAGAAAGCAAGCUGCUCGGUCUCUUCGUCCUUUGGAUCUAUCCCCGGCUGAAACCUCGGAGUCGCGCAGAUCGCUGGGCCAAGCCGAGAUCCGCCCUCGCCUACCCGCUGGCUAUUAUCCGCAUCUUUCAGCGGUGGCAAGUCGUCCUCCCGAGCAUCAAAAACGUGCGCGCGCAAGUUCGCGGACUCCUACGCGUGGCGGUCAAUGUCUUCGGGCUGGGGUUUCUCGCGCCGCGACGCAAGGAGCCUUUCACCAUGGACAUGCUGCGCGCGGUCUGCGCCAUCCCGAAUGGCGCUCGCGUCGGCGCGCACACGUGGCACGCCGAGUCGCCUAUCACGAUCCUCGUCACAGAUCUGAUGUGCUUUCUGCUGCGGACGGGGCGGACCAACUUUGAUCCCGGCCGUGGCGACGCUCUGCGCGCCUGCGUCGCCAGCUUGCUCGACUUGCCUCUCGCCCAGACGCCAGACUUUCUGAACGCCGCGGGAGGCGACUACUGGCGGUCGAUGGUGUCGCACGGCGCCGCGCUCGGCCUCGCACCAAUCAAGGUCGCGCUCGGCGCCGACGGCAAGCUGCCGAGCCCGUCCGUCGAGGGCGGCCUCUGCAUUUUACGCGGCACGUCGCCCCGUGGCGCGCACGGGCACGUCAUCGUCGCCGCCGUCGGCCGUGAUGGCGUCACUCUCGAUCCCGUCCACGACCCGCACCCCUCCGGACACAUGCUCCUCCCGCCGUACACCUGGGCCGCCUUUUACGCAUCGCCCUGCCCCGCCGCCGCCCGCUCGGCGGCGACCGCCGCCACGAGCAGCAUCGCCGCCGGCAGCGCCGCCAGCAGCGGCAGCGGCGCCGAGGCGAGCGGCAGCGGCGGGGCGGCCGCCACCAUCCUCUCGCGGCUCGCUCCGGCGCUCUGCGCGGCCGGAUUCGAGGUGCAGGCGCCGCUGCUGGUCCGCUGGUACAACGAGCACCCAAAGGUGACUCCGCUCGGCGUGGCGCACCACCUCGACGCCGAUGGCGACACGCUCGCGCUUCUGGUCGGCAACUCGCGCACGCUCUGGCGCCCCUUUGUGCGGUGGGUGGGCGAGCGGCUGGCGGAGGACGAGAACUACCUCGCGCGCCACCCCGACGCUCUCGACGCAUACGCGCGCCACGCCGUCUCCACCCUCCUCCGCGCUCUCGACGGCGUGCCCGGCCUCCACGCGGCGCCGUCGGUCGUCUUCGCGGACGAGACGCUCGAGACGCACGGCCGCUGCGUCUCGGACUGCUUUCUUCGGUGGGACGACUCGGACGAGCAGGCCAACUGGGGGCGGCUGCGCUCGAUCGUCGACGCGUUUGAGAUUGGGCGCGAGCACCGGUACGAGCACGAGAUGAUGCAGUUCCACUACGAGCCGGACGCGCACAGGCGGCUCGAGGCGCUCCGCCGUACCGCUCUCUGCGCGCGCGGCCCCGGCGACGGCGGCGCGGCGGCGCGGCGAGCCGCGCUGUCGUGUGACGCGCGGACCGGGGGCGCCGGCGGGCUGCCGGCGGGGACGCAGACAGCUGUGAGCGCCUUUGACCAGGGUCAACCGGCCGAGACGCAGACGGCAGCGGCGGAGCCGGGCCAGCAGGCACAGACGCAGACCUUCCUCGCGACGGGUGAGGAGGCGACGCAGACGGCGCUGCAGCGCACGGCCGAAGCGGGCGUCCAGCACCGCCCGGUGCUCGCGAACCAGGUGUGA